CCGGCCGCGUACCCGGCGUGGCUCCAGUCUCCGCCCAGUCGUAGGCGCUGGCCGCUGACAUGUUGAGGACGACGCGCGGCCCAGGCCUGGGCCCCCCGCUGCUCCAGGCCGCGCUGGGCCUCGGGCGGGCUGAGUGGCACUGGCCUGCGAGCCGGGCGGCGAGCGGGGGGCGCGGGCGGGCCUGGCUGCAGCCCACGGGCCGGGAGAUGGGCGUGCAGGUGUACAACAGCCUCACCGGGAGGAAGGAACCCCUAAUCGUGGCGCACGCCGAAGCCGCCUCCUGGUAUAGCUGCGGACCAACUGUAUAUGAUCAUGCGCACCUUGGCCAUGCUUGCUCAUAUGUUAGAUUUGAUAUCAUUCGAAGGAUCCUAACCAAGGUUUUUGGAUGCAACAUAGUCAUGGUGAUGGGUAUUACAGAUGUAGAUGACAAAAUCAUCAAAAGAGCCAAUGAGAUGAAUAUUUCCCCCGCUUCCCUCGCCAGUCUUUAUGAGGAAGACUUCAAGCAGGACAUGGCAGCCCUGAAGGUUCUCCCACCCACAGUGUACCUGAGGGUAACCGAAAAUAUUCCUCAGAUAAUUUCUUUCAUUGAAGGAAUCAUUGCUCGUGGGCACGCUUAUUCAACGGCAAAAGGCAAUGUCUACUUUGAUCUGAAGGCUAGAGGAGACAAGUAUGGCAAACUGGUCGGCGUGGUCCCUGGUCCAGUCGGAGAGCCAGCGGACUCUGACAAGCGUCAUGCCAGUGACUUUGCCCUGUGGAAGGCGGCCAAACCCCAGGAGGUAUUCUGGGCCUCUCCCUGGGGACCCGGGAGGCCGGGCUGGCACAUCGAGUGCUCUGCCAUCGCUAGUAUGGUAUUUGGAAGUCAACUGGAUAUCCAUUCAGGUGGGAUAGAUUUAGCUUUUCCACAUCAUGAAAACGAAAUUGCACAGUGUGAAGUCUUUCAUCAGUGCGAGCAGUGGGGAAAUUAUUUUCUGCAUUCUGGGCAUUUGCACGUGAAAGGCAAAGAAGAGAAAAUGUCCAAAUCAUUAAAAAACUACAUCACUAUUAAGGACUUUCUGAAGACCUUUUCCCCGGAUACCUUCCGAUUCUUCUGCCUGCGGAGCAGCUACCGCUCAGCCAUCAACUACAGCGACAGCGCCAUGCUCCAAGCUCAGCAGCUGCUCCUGGGGCUGGGCUCUUUCCUGGAGGACGCACGUGCCUACAUGAAGGGGCAGCUGGCCUGCGGCUCCGUCAGGGAAGCCAUGCUGUGGGAGAGGCUCUCCAGCACCAAGAGGGCCGUGAAGGCGGCCUUGGCAGAUGACUUUGACACACCCAGGGUGAUUGAUGCCAUCCUGGGCCUUGCACACCAUGGGAACGGACAGCUCAGGGCGGCCCCGAAGGAACCUGGAGGGCCGAGAAGUCCUGCUGUGUUUGGUGCCAUCAUCUCUUACUUUGAACAGUUUUUUGAAACUGUUGGAAUUUCUCUGGCAAAUCAACGGUGCGUUUCAGGAGACGGCAGCGAGGCUGCCUUGCGUGGUGUGGUGGACGAGCUGGUGCGGUUCCGGCAGGAGGUCCGGCAGUUUGCACUGGCCAUGCCUGAGGCCACGGGGGACGCCCGGCGGCAGCAGCUCCUAGAGAGGCAGCCCUUGCUGGAGGCAUGCGACACCCUGCGCCGGGGCCUGACUGCCCACGGCAUCAACAUCAAGGCUGGAGUGCAAUGGCGCGAUCUCGGCUCACCACAACCUCUGCCUCCCAGGUUCAACCUCUGCCUCCCAGGUUCAAGCGAUUCUCCUGCCUCAGCCUCCUGAGUAGCUGGGAUUACAGGCAUGCACUCCCACGCUCGGCUAAUUUUUUAUUUUUAGUAGAGAUGGGUUUUCUCUAUGUGGGCCAGGCUGGUCUCAAACUCCCGACCUCAGGUGAUCCUCCUGCCUCAGCCUCCCAAAGUGCUGGGAUUACAGGCGUGAGCCACCGCGCCCGGCCCAUGCUUCUUUCUGAGUAGAGAAACCCACCCCCAUGAAAAAUGAGGUGGGAGGGCCGUGAGGGAGGGGCCAAGCUGGCUGGAGAGGACACUGAGCAUGGGGACGUGGGUCCUGCUCAGCCCCCGCCACCUCCUGCAGGUGCCGUGCAGCUCCUGGCCUUCUGCUGGAGGCAGUGGGGCCCUUUCUAAGCGCCCGACAAGCUUUUCAGGACAGGCCAGUGAGGGAACAGGCACCCUGAACCUGAUUACGCCCAUCAGCCCCCUGUGCCACGUGACGUGGUGUC
This is a messenger RNA of Symphalangus syndactylus (siamang), 2238 nucleotides long. It is a transcript of the gene CARS2, whose product is annotated as cysteinyl-tRNA synthetase 2, mitochondrial. The record is from RefSeq and is a predicted model, not a curated record. Gene Ontology annotation, molecular function: cysteine-tRNA ligase activity; ATP binding. Gene Ontology annotation, cellular component: cytoplasm. Lineage: Eukaryota; Metazoa; Chordata; Mammalia; Primates; Hylobatidae. Gene Ontology annotation, biological process: cysteinyl-tRNA aminoacylation.